AUUUUUUACACCACAUGCUACUGCAUCAAAGUGGGUGACUUUGGUUUCAGUGUUGUCAGUGAGCCGACCGAAACUCUGAAAACGUUUUGCGGCUCCCCGCCGUAUGCAGCCCCUGAGCUGUUCAGAGACAAAAGCUACGUGGGCCGUUAUGUGGACAUCUGGGCACUGGGCAUCCUACUCUACUUUAUGGUGACCGCCACCAUGCCUUUCUACGCCAACAACUUAGGCCGACUGAAACGCUGCAUCCUGCAGGGGGCAUACAGCAUCCCGCCCUAUGUCCCUGAGCCCUGCCAACUGGCCAUCAAAGGCAUGCUGAGACCCGUACCUGUGGACCGGACCACUGUGUCACAGCUGAUGGUAUGCUCCUGGCUGAGGGGCAUCGAAUACCCCAAACCCUAUCCUGCUUUCAGCGCGACGCCCAAUUACCUGGCUGACCCUGUGAAGAGUCUGUGUGUGGAGGAACAGGAAGUGAAGUCGGCCCUGAGUGAGCUGGGCAUCAGUGGCACGCACCUGCAGAAUAACACCUGCACUGACUGUCGCAGCCCAAUAACAGGAAUUUAUCGUAUCCUGCUGCACCGCAUCCAGAAGAGGAGAUCCGCGGAAGCGGUAGGAUAUUCCGCCCUGUACCCGGAAGAUUUUGGUACCAAGAAAUACUGGGCCAACAACGCAACUGCUAAGCACAAUCCUUCUGCAGUGUGUAAUGUCUUAUGA
Molecule: messenger RNA, 711 nt
Organism: Sinocyclocheilus anshuiensis
Lineage: Eukaryota; Metazoa; Chordata; Actinopteri; Cypriniformes; Cyprinidae
Product: serine/threonine-protein kinase NIM1-like
Exons: 1
Biological process (GO): protein phosphorylation; microtubule cytoskeleton organization; intracellular signal transduction
Cellular component (GO): cytoplasm
Molecular function (GO): tau-protein kinase activity; ATP binding
Source: RefSeq, a predicted model, not a curated record